AUGUAUGAAAGCAAUGCCACAGAGAACACGAACCAGUCAGACUUGCUCUUUGAUCCCAGGAAUCAAGAACUGUGCAACAGGCAGCUCUGCCACCUCUCCCCUGCAGUCUUCUAUCUGAAUGGUCCGGUGUGGGUAUUGUCGCCAGCAGCUGCUGACGCCUCCCAGGAGUGCUACGUGGCAUCCUCGCGGUCACCGCUCUUCUUCCUCGACGGAGACGCCCAGCGCGACUUCCCCUUGAUCCACCGCCAAGCGGACCCUACGGGAGCUGCUGCCCCCGGAAGUGCUGUCCCGCGGAGUGGGAGGAGCGAAGCGCUGCUCCCGGAAGUGCCGGCAGGCCGGGUGGGCGUGGCGAGUCGCCGCACCCGGAAGUGGCGGCCCGCAGGCGGGGCUGCGGUUGCCACGUUGGAGCGGAGCGUGGAGGUGGCCCUGGCCCGCGGAGGAGGGGCGGCGGCCGCGGAUCCUGGGAGAGUCCAACGUUCGCCGGCUAACGCGGGACGGGUCGCUGAGGUCCGCCAGGUGUGUCCGCCGUUUGUUUCCUGCCCUACGCCAGGUUCCGUGUCGGCUGCAGAGGCCCGAGGCCCGUUUUCCGCUAACGGCGCGCCCCUGUCUCGUUUCGGCCCCGCCGGGACGACGCCUGGAGUCGAAGCUGCCGGGUGAUCGCGCCCGUCAUCCUCUGCCAACGUUUGCAGGCUGCCCUGCUCGGGAGUGAG
Mastomys coucha (southern multimammate mouse) is the source of this 710-nucleotide messenger RNA. RefSeq lists its product as uncharacterized. NCBI's taxonomy places the organism in Eukaryota, Metazoa, Chordata, Mammalia, Rodentia, Muridae. Bases 1 to 657 code for a protein of 218 amino acids. The transcript is spliced from 3 exons. The record is from RefSeq and is a predicted model, not a curated record.